Messenger RNA from Mytilus trossulus (common blue mussel), 1270 nucleotides. Its product is annotated as galactose-3-O-sulfotransferase 2-like. Gene Ontology annotation, cellular component: membrane. Gene Ontology annotation, molecular function: galactosylceramide sulfotransferase activity. The transcript has a single exon. Gene Ontology annotation, biological process: glycolipid biosynthetic process. The record is from RefSeq and is a predicted model, not a curated record. NCBI's taxonomy places the organism in Eukaryota, Metazoa, Mollusca, Bivalvia, Mytilida, Mytilidae. The coding region runs from base 1 to 1221 and encodes 406 amino acids.
AUGAUAACCAAAUUAGACCCAGAAAUUGUUACCCUCAUCAGCAAAAACAGAAAUUUGACGUCAGAGGACAUCGUACAUGUGAAACCUUUGACUAACCGAGGAAAUACUAUCCAACAUUCAGUCGCUGGUUUUAAACUCUCAACGGCAGAAAUAAACCUUUCCCAAUCAUUAGAGAACGCUAAAUGCAAACCUAACAUAUACAUAGCGUUUCUGAAGGUCCAUAAAACCGGGAGUUCUACAAUAAUGAAUAUGCUUUAUAGAUUUGCAGAAAGAUUAAACCUGAAUCUGGUUCUUCCUAAUUCCACUGGUGGAAACUUUAACUAUCUAGGAUAUGGCACAACAUUAAAUUCAUUGCAACUGGUGCCAAUACCUGCCGGAGAAAAAUACAAUAUUUUGUGCAACCAUGUUGUAUAUGACAAAUUGGCGCUCCGGGCUGUGAUGCCUAAAGAGACUCUGUAUAUUGGGAUACUACGAGACCCAGUAGCAAACUUUAUGUCUGCUUUCUCAUAUUAUGGUGGCGGGAGGUUUAUGCAGUCGAAAGUACCUGGAAAAAGUCUUUCAGAAUUUGAUUUAAUGAGAACUUUCCUUGAAAAUCCACGAAAAUAUAAUUCAUCAGGAAUAACGUAUUACGUCCACAACAAAAUGUCGUUUGAUUUUGGAUUAGAUAGAGGUGGUUUUGACAAAGACAUCGCCAUUACACAAUUCAUCUCAGACCUUGAUAAAGAUUUUACUCUGAUAAUCAUACUAGAAUAUCUGGACGAAUCAUUGGUUUUACUGAAAAGAUUGUUAUGUUGGGAGAUUCAGGACAUUUUAUAUCUACCAACGAAUGUGCGAUUUUCACCGAUAUCACAACAAUUUAACACUGAAGAAUUAACUAAAUCCAGCAUUGAAAAUUUAGAAAAGUAUAACAAAGCUGAUUUCAUGCUUUACACUUUUUUCAAACAGCGGCUUUUGGCUCAAAUAAACGAUUUGAAUUAUGAUUUUAAAUCAGAAGUCAGACAUUUUCAGGUAAUACAAACUAAACUUGCUGAUUUCUGCCGAGGGAUUUCGAGAAUGGGGAAGAUUUUGACAGUUGUUGCUAGUACGUGGCAUGGAUCGUUUAAUGUGACAAGAGAAACGUGUAUUAUCAUGAUGCGGGACGAACUAGAUCUUGUAAGGGAAAAGAUAAAUCUUGCCAUGGAUAAAUAUAUGAAAUGGCUAAGAACUAAAAAUAAAUCAUAAUGUUUUCUGUUUUCUGAAUUUUUAACUGUUAAUUCUAACCUUAGUGAGG